UAUAUGUAUACAAAAAUUUAUAUACAUAUACAUAUGUACAUAUAUGUAUAAGAAUGCGUUUUCGUUUGCUGACUCACUUGCGCAUAGUUGGGCCGGCAAACGCAUAGCAUGUCGGGAAUCGAGAAUGGCCUCGGAGUCAAGUUGUGCGUGCUAAUCUUAUUGAUAACGCACCUCCAUCAAUCGCUGGCACUGGGCACCUCGGGCGUUGACGCCUUCAAGCGACGACUGCGUCGACAGGUGGCGCUGCCGCUUCAACUCGAUGACUACCUCAGCUACGAUGAGAUGCUGGCCUACAUGGCGCAGCUGGCGAGGGCGUACAGUGAUCGCGUUACUCUUCAAGAUGUGGGCGUAACGUACGAGCAGCGUCCACUGAAAUCGCUAACGGUAACUAAUGGCGAUGGACGCGUUGGCAAGAAGGCGAUUCUACUCAUAGCCGGGGCACAUGCGCGCGAAUGGCUAACACCUGUUGCCGCCUUGUACACCUUGGAGCAGCUGGUGGCCAGGCAUGAGGAGAAUGCGCAUUUGCUGCAGGACUACGAUUGGAUUCUGUUGCCGCAGCUCAACCCGGAUGGCUAUAUGUUCUCCCGCACUGUGGACAGAUCGUGGCGCAAUACGCGUUCGCCCAACGGCAACAAUUGCUUCGGCACGAAUCUCAAUCGAAAUUACGAUAUUGAGUGGGGGCAGGGCUAUGCGGAGCUACAGGAUUCCUGUACCGAUCACUAUGCGGGUCCUAAGCCCUUCUGCGCCAUAAUGCAGGAUUUGGUCCAGAGCAAUCGUGGGAUGCUGUUCAUGACGCUGCAUACGCAUCACACAACCAUUUACUAUUCCUGGGCACACACGAGUGCCAGCAGUGCCAAUGACAAGGAAUUGCACGCCGUGGCGGAGGCUGGAGCUGUGGCCAUAUUCAAUGCGACUGGCACAAGAUUCGCCUAUGGGCAGUACGGCAAGGAGGAUGCCUUUGGGGGCACCAGCUUUGACUAUGCCCAUUCUAUUGGAUUUCCGCUGAGCUUUGUGCUGGAACUGUCCGGCGAGCGAGAUGGACUUACCUUUGACUUUUGGCCACCAAAGCACCUGCUGAAGGACCUAGCCGAGGAGUCUUGGGUGGGCAUCAGUGCCAUGGCGAGGAAAGCCAUUGAGCUCUAUCCACCGACGAGGUCUCUGUCUGUGGCUAAGAAUUACUCUGCCUUGUCUAGCUAUGAUGAAGAUACUAUUGCUUAUGAUAAUCAUAACGGUACUCUCUCGCUGACCAGUGCUGGUUAAUGACUUUAAAAUAACUUAAAUGUU
This is a messenger RNA of Drosophila arizonae, 1284 nucleotides long. Its product is annotated as carboxypeptidase B1. The record is from RefSeq and is a predicted model, not a curated record. Gene Ontology annotation, biological process: proteolysis. NCBI's taxonomy places the organism in Eukaryota, Metazoa, Arthropoda, Insecta, Diptera, Drosophilidae. Gene Ontology annotation, molecular function: metallocarboxypeptidase activity; zinc ion binding.